UGUUGAACUCAGGCGCCACCUGUACAGUGCUGUGUGUGCCAAAAACCGGAUAAAAAAGACAGUUGCACGAAAGCACCUUGGACUUAGUUGGACUUUUUUGUCUAAGCCAAACAACCUAAAUGCGAUAAAUUUUCGGAAGAAAAGAAGAGAUGCUCUAAGCCAGGACAUGUUGACUAAAGUUGCCAGAUUCUACAAUCGGGUCGACAUUGCAAGGGAGAUGCCAGAUGCACGCUCCGCUGUCAACAAGAAGGCAGGCAAGGUCAUGGAGUGUUCCAUGAAAACAGCUUAUUCGGAAUUCAAGGCUGAAAAUCCAGCUGUCUCACUGAGUUUCUCUAAAUUUUCAGCUCUUAGGCCUAAGAACUAUAAGCCUGUCUCAAAGACAAAACUACUCCAAUGCCUUUGUGAGUAUUGUGUUAACAUUAAAUUUAAAGUAGAAUCCCUGUAUGUUAAGUGCAUGAAAGUUAACAAAGCAGAUAUUGCUUUGCGAAACAAGUAUGAAGCUUCUUCAAAGACGCUGUGCGAAGUCCCAGGAAUGUUCCCCAAGAAGGAGUGCCUUGACAGAACAUGCAGCAAGUGUGGCGUUUGUGAUGUGUCUAAGCAACUUGAACCUCUCCUACAAGGCCAUGGGGAUGAUCCUAUAAAAUGGAAAGUGUGGGUCAGCGAGGCUUACACAAAAACAAGUAAGGAUGGUACCAACACUGAGGCCAAACACUUCGUCUUGAAGGAGAAGACAGAAACAGUAGCAAGUCUAGUUUAUGAACUGACAGAAGAGCUGAAGCCAUUCUCGAAACAUCUGGCAAAUGCAAAAUGGCAAGGAAGACAGUUCGAAUUAUUGAAGAACAACAUCCCUGACAACUGGUCCCUCUUGUGCAUGGAUUUUGGGCAGAAUUACAAUUGUCACUUUCAAGACGAAGCACAAAGUGCUCACUGGUCAUAUGAACAGGCAACUAUCCAUCCUAUUGUUGCCUACUACAGGUGUCCACAGUGUGAGCAACCAAUGCAUGAAUCCUGCAUUUUCAUAAGUGAAGACAGGAAACAUGACUACCAUGCUGUGCAACAUUUCAUCACCAUCACAAAUCAACAUCUGGUUGAUCAA
This is a messenger RNA of Anneissia japonica, 1096 nucleotides long. RefSeq lists its product as uncharacterized. The transcript has a single exon. The record is from RefSeq and is a predicted model, not a curated record. The annotation marks the transcript as partial. NCBI's taxonomy places the organism in Eukaryota, Metazoa, Echinodermata, Crinoidea, Comatulida, Comatulidae.